Messenger RNA from Recurvomyces mirabilis, 1932 nucleotides. RefSeq names its product kinase-regulated stress-responsive transcription factor skn7 (gene SKN7). The transcript has 7 exons. The record is from RefSeq and is a predicted model, not a curated record. Lineage: Eukaryota; Fungi; Ascomycota; Dothideomycetes; Mycosphaerellales; Teratosphaeriaceae. Gene Ontology annotation, biological process: regulation of DNA-templated transcription; phosphorelay signal transduction system. Bases 1 to 1932 code for a protein of 643 amino acids. Gene Ontology annotation, molecular function: DNA-binding transcription factor activity; sequence-specific DNA binding; phosphorelay response regulator activity.
AUGGACGGGAGCCAGGGCGCCAACAACUCCAGCGAUUUUGUCAGGAAGCUGUACAAAAUGCUGGAGAACAAUGUCGAUAAUGAAGUAGUACGAUGGGGCGAUCAAGGCGACAGCUUCGUAGUGCUCGAGAACGAACGCUUCACGAAACAUAUUUUACCCAAGCACUUCAAACACUCGAACUUCGCUUCUUUCGUGCGACAGCUGAACAAAUACGACUUCCACAAGGUCAGACACAACAACGAAGAUGGCGGCACAUCACCAUACGGACCUGGAGCCUGGGAGUUCAAACACCCGGACUUCAAGAUGAACAACAAGGAUGCACUCGAUAACAUCCGACGAAAGGCGCCAGCACCUCGAAAACCUAACGCGCUCGGCGAAGAGCUCGUUCCGACACAGCAGAUGGACUUGGUGAACACACAGCUGGUAGCGACGCAACAGCAGUUACAGCAGCUCCAAGAGCGGUACAACGAGCUUAGCAUGCAUCACUCGAUGCUGCUUCAAGAGCUCAUAGGUGUGCAGAAGACGGUGGUGAACCACGAGCAUGUUAUGCAAUACGUGAUGAACUUCUUACAUUCUGUGGACGGACAACGACGUAGGGAAAGCAAAGUCGGCCUACCAUUCGAGCCACCAAACGGUUUAGCUAAUGGUACUGGUCCAAGUCAAGAAGGGAAACCACCAGCACAGCCAAUUGAAGAGGACAGGCCAGCAUCUCCGCUACAACACGCUUCGAAACUGCUGAACGAAGUCAACGCGGAUCAGAUACUCAACACACGAAACUUGGAGCAAAUGAACGAGGCCCAAAUGCGCAGCAAUGCCGCCUUCACAACUCCGCCUCCAGAUCUCACGAUUCGGAACGGUACUCGAUCAUCCAGCAGAGGAGCUCCUCCGCAUUCUGCGACAUCUUCGACCUCAGUAUCCUAUGGCGAACUCGAUAACAUGGUGUAUCCCAUCGGUCACACGCAGGGCAUCGAUCCCAUGUACAGCGAACACAUCAACAACAUUCCCUAUGCAAUGCCACCCAAAGCACCGGAGCCAUCUGCGGCCGAACCACCAGGCAGAAAGAAGAGCACGCAGAUAGAUCCGGGCUGGAUACGGCAACCACAAAUCCUGCUCGUAGAGGAUGAUCCGACCUGCCGACGAAUUGGUGGCAAAUUCUUGUACGCGUUUCACUGCUCGAUAGACAGCGCGCUGGAUGGACUCGAAGCUGUCAAUAGAAUGAAUGCUGGCGCGAAGUAUGAUUUGGUUCUCAUGGAUAUCAUUAUGCCAAGCCUUGACGGCGUUUCUGCGACACACUUGAUACGACAAUUUGACAAUACGCCGAUUAUUGCUAUGACGUCCAAUAUAAGAAGUGACGACAUCUCAAUGUACUUCCAACAUGGCAUGAACGACGUACUACCAAAGCCCUUCACAAAAGAAGGUCUGCUAAACAUGCUAGAAAAGCAUCUAGCACAUCUCAAAAAGCAGCCACCAGGAAUGGAUCCUAUGGGUGCGCCUCCGCCACCCAGCGCCGUCGUAUCAGCGAAACGCAGUAUGAAGAGUGAAGACUCGCCAGUAACAUCGCCAGCGACAGCAAGCAAUUGGAACUCGCCUGGUGGUCUCGCAGGUGUCUCCCCAGCAGGCAGUUCGCACCAAGAAGAUCCAUAUAUGCAUGCAGUCCACAACAGUGCAGGUCCGAGCCCCUAUGCAGUACAAGCGCCGAUAGUAGCUGGACCGAUGUACGCCACCUCACCCGCAGGUCCCAUGGCUGCUCCACCGAGACAGCAGCCUGGUGGGCAACCUCAGCCGCACAGACGAGCUAUCUCGGAUAUUUCUGGCGGUGUUGGUGAGCAAGGUGGUGAUGUGAAGCGACAGCAAAUGUUUGCGCCUGGUCCGACGCCGCAGAUGAUACCGCAGAAUAUGCCGCAGCAGAUGCAAAGACCGCCAGGGCGAUAA